Messenger RNA from Aphis gossypii (cotton aphid), 1558 nucleotides. RefSeq names its product facilitated trehalose transporter Tret1-2 homolog. The transcript is spliced from 6 exons. Gene Ontology annotation, biological process: transmembrane transport. Bases 95 to 1534 code for a protein of 479 amino acids. The record is from RefSeq and is a predicted model, not a curated record. Lineage: Eukaryota; Metazoa; Arthropoda; Insecta; Hemiptera; Aphididae. Gene Ontology annotation, cellular component: membrane. Gene Ontology annotation, molecular function: transmembrane transporter activity.
AGUAACUCAGUAACCACGGAUAAAUGUUUACUUAACAAUUAUUAUAAAAAUAAGUAGACUUGAUUUUGCUCAAACUUCAUUCGGCGUUUUUUUAAUGAUAAUGGAAUCGUCAAAAAAAAUUACGCCUGUCUUAACUGUAUCAUCAGUGGCAAUGAUAAUCGGCAUAAUAAUGCGACAAGUGGAAUGGUCGUCUCUGCUUCCACAAAGAGGAUCGCAGAUUUUUUCAUCAUCGAUUUCUGGCGAUGGCCCGUGGUGGUCAUUUUCACCAGUCUUAUUCGUAUUUGGUGCCAUACACGGUGCAUUGCUCGCGGGGCUUGGUUGGAGGCGUUUUUGCAACCGACUUGGCAUGGUGUUUUUCGACGCAAUUUUGAUCGUUGGUUUGUUUGCCGUUAGUUUUCCUGUCAGAUCGACAGAGCUGAUGGUCGUUGGUAGAUUAUUACUCGGCACUGGUUCAGGCGGUUUGUCCGCUAUCGUACCUGCAUACGUUGGUGAAAUUUCGCAUCCGAAAUUCCGAGGCAGAUUAAGUGCAUUGUUUCCUAUGAUCAUGGUUAUGGGCGUCAUGAUAUCUGACGUGUUUGGCCCAUUCAAACAAUAUGAUUAUCAGCAACCUUUCAACAUAUCGUUCAACGUAUUUUGUUGCUCGAUCAUUAUAUUACACGUGAUCGGAUUAUAUUUUGAUCAUAAAUCGCUGCAUUCGUCGUCAAGAAGUUUUUUCGAACAGCACCAUCACAACAUUUACUCUUUAAAUGCGAUUAAUUUGUUGAGUCAACACAACUGGAUAAAAGCAUUUUUCUUACCUUCAAUGAGUUGUUUUGAUAAUUGCUAUAACGCAUUUCGACGGAGCUCAUGGCAUGGAUUGGAUGCAUCGCAUAAUUACCGUACGGAUUUCAGAGCAUUGUUUAUCGGUGUAGGAUGCAUGUUUUUCCAUCAAAUGUGUGGAAUAAAUGUAAUGGUAUCAUACAUGAUUCAUACAAUUAAAAUGGCUGACAUUCAUGUAGACCCUAAAACGGUUUUCAUCACAUUAGAAAUUGUUCAGGUCAUUGUGAUGUGUAUCGCAAUAAUUAUCAUAGACAGCAGAGGUCGUCGCAUAUUAUUAAUAUCUUCGGCAGUUAUUAUGUGUUUUUGUUUUGCUAGUUUGGCAUUUUGCAACUUUUUUAAAAUGCAACUAAAUGCUACUACAUUGAAUAAUAUAUCAAUGAUUUGCAUUAUGUUUUUCAUUUUGGCUUAUUCUUUAGGAUUUGGACCAGUGCCUUGGGUUAUAGUGGGAGAAAUAUUUUCGAUGAAAGUAAAACCGUACGGAGUAAGCUUAGCCACAGCUAUAAACUGGCUAAUGAUGUUAGCAGGUGCUUAUUUUCCAAACGAAAACAACACAUUUUUAGAAAUCGAAUAUGUCUUCUUGGUUCGCUUUGUUUUAUGCUUGUUUGGUGCAUUAUUUGCGUGGUGGUUCAUACCAGAGACAAAAAAAAUCAGCUUAACACAGAUCCAGUUGGAAAUAGAUGCUAAUUUUGAAGUUAUAUCAUAUAUACCAGUUUAAUAAUAUAUAGUACUAUACCUACUA